AUGAACGAGGGCGUCAGAAACGCAGAAAGGCAAGCAAGCUCCUUUGAUACUCGACAGGCUCCAACUGACACGACACAGCGGGAACUACCCCCUGGGCUCUCUGCACGCGACGCUGCCAUUCUGCGCUCCGUCAAACGUCGAGCCCACUACCUCGACAAAGGUUUCAACCUCUGCGGUUUACGCUUCGGUUGGACCUUCAUCAUCAAUCUGGUCCCCGUCGUUGGCGACGCCAUCGCUGCCCUCCUCAACUACUCCCUCGUGGUCCGCAAAGCCCGCAAAGCGGACCUCCCACCCUGGCUGCUCUCCCGCAUGAUGGCCAACAACGCGGUCAGCUUCGCUGUAGGGUUCAUCCCGUUUGUGGGUGAUGUCUUACUCGCGGUGUUUAAAGCGAACAGUCGCAACGCAGCAUUGUUGGAGGAGUUCUUGAGGAUCAGGGGAGAGGAGUACUUGAAGUUGCACCCAGAGUUGUUGAUGGAGCAGGCGAACGGGAAACAGAAGAAAGGGAGUGGGUGGUUUGGGUGGGCUCGGAAGGCGCCCUUGUCGGAGAGUGACCGGCAGCAGAUUAAACCUGGAUCUGGGAUGAAACCCGGGGAAGUGGUCCAGGAGGUUUCGGUUGUACCGCCUGCUGAGGAACAAGCGACCGCUUCCCAUAAGAACGGCAGCAAGGGCAGGUUCUUGUCGGUAAUCCGCAAAGAGAAGCCACCUCCAGCAUCCUCUACUACCGCGUCCACCUCCGCUGUAUAG
Molecule: messenger RNA, 744 nt
Organism: Coprinopsis cinerea okayama7#130
Lineage: Eukaryota; Fungi; Basidiomycota; Agaricomycetes; Agaricales; Psathyrellaceae
Exons: 1
Coding region: 1-744 (247 amino acids)
Source: RefSeq, a predicted model, not a curated record